GCCCCCGGGACCCUCGGGGUCCCCUCCCCUCCCUCCUCCCGCCCGCCCCGUGCCGUGGGUUGGGCUCCACGCGACCCGCGGGUCACGUUGCUCCUCCCGAGCCCCCCCACGCGCGCCCCGAGCCCCCCCCCGAGCCCCCCCCGCCCCCCGUGGGCGGCGCCGCCGCAGCCGCUGCCGGAGCCACGCGCGGAGCCGGACCCCCCCGGGACCCCCCAGGAGCCGCCAUGGGCCGCCCCCCCCUGCUCAGCCGCGUCCUGCGUGGGACAGAGGACCGCUCGGCCCAGGCCACCCUCCUGGCGUGGCACCAGUACCGCCUCACCUGCGAGCAGCACCUGCGCCUGGCCCCGCCCUCCCCAGGGCCCGUCUGCAACCGCAGCUUCGACCUGUACGCGUGCUGGGGGGACGGGACCCCCAACAGCACCGUCACCGUGCCCUGCCCCUCCUACCUGCCCUGGCACCACCGAGUGCAGGGGGGGGUGGUCGUGCGGCGCUGCGGCCCCGACGGGCGCUGGGAGACGGACGAGAGCGGCAGGACCUGGCAGGACAAUUCCCAGUGCGAGGACACGGCCCCGGGACAGCCCCUGCAG
Messenger RNA from Pipra filicauda (Wire-tailed manakin), 587 nucleotides. RefSeq names its product glucagon receptor-like. The transcript is spliced from 5 exons. Lineage: Eukaryota; Metazoa; Chordata; Aves; Passeriformes; Pipridae. Gene Ontology annotation, cellular component: plasma membrane. Gene Ontology annotation, molecular function: gastric inhibitory peptide receptor activity; G protein-coupled peptide receptor activity; peptide hormone binding. The annotation marks the transcript as partial. Gene Ontology annotation, biological process: adenylate cyclase-modulating G protein-coupled receptor signaling pathway. The record is from RefSeq and is a predicted model, not a curated record.